GGUGUACUAGUCCAACGCUCAUAUUUUCGCAUCUUUCGAUACUCACUAAAUUUCUUUGUCCGCCAUUGCGCUAUCAAGUGCACUUCUACCUUUGUUAGCUCUAUGAUUGUUUGCAUGUGUUGUAUGUGUUGUAUGUGUUGUAUGUGUUGUUGUAUGUAUGUGUUGUAUGUAUUGUAUGUGUUGUUGUAUGUAUGUCUUGUUUGGAUUAACUUUGUUGUCUCAUACUGUUAACCCUUUGCACUGGUUGACUUCGUUUCUUUUUCCCUUAGCGUUUUUUUGUUCCCUUCUAAAAAGGCUCAUACCAUACCCUAAAAUUGAUUUCAAGUUCCCACAUUGUACUUGUGCCCUUUGUUAUACAUGUUGUUGUAAAUUCCCGGAGUCAAUCUUAUUCUGAACAUGCUUUUAAAUUUCAAUAACUACGACUUAAACAAACGAUUUCCU
Molecule: messenger RNA, 441 nt
Organism: Hyphopichia burtonii NRRL Y-1933
Lineage: Eukaryota; Fungi; Ascomycota; Pichiomycetes; Serinales; Debaryomycetaceae
Exons: 1
Coding region: 158-394 (78 amino acids)
Source: RefSeq, a predicted model, not a curated record